UUGCAAUCCACCAAGUUUCGGCCGUUUGGCCUUUCCUUCUCCCAUUCUUGUUUACCCCCAAUUUCAGUCCCCAGAUUUUGCAGGAUGCUGCCCAUUUUAUCGCUUUUAAUGAUGUGAGGCUCCCAAAAAUUUCCUAUAAACUUGCCAUAUUUGGCCCGGGCGGCUUGCAGAAGGGUGAGUUAUUGAUUUUGUUUCAACCCAGUGGGGCAAGGGAGUAUGUUUUAACCAGUAGUGACCUUUGACUGUUGAAUCGAAUGGUUAGGUACAUCGUGAUUUUUUUGGGUUGGAACUUAAUUCAGAAGGAUGGAGCACGGAAAGAAGGAAUACAGGCUUGUUUUACCAGUACCCAUGUUCCACAGUGACCACAACAUUUGGGCAGUACUUAAAAAUUGUAUUGGUAAAGAAUUGAGCAAGAUAACAAUGCCUGUCGUUUUCAAUGAACCCUUGAGCUUCUUGCAGAGGAUGGCGGAGUAUAUGGAGUACGCGCAUUUGCUCAGAAUUGCCGCUCAACAGGAGGAUCCCACCACGAGACUCCAAUACGUCAUUGGUUUCGCUGUUAGCGCACUCGCAUCAAACUGGGAACGGCUCGGAAAACCAUUUAAUCCUUUACUUGGUGAAACGUACGAACUAGAAAGGGAAGAAUUCAGAAUCGUUUGCGAACAAGUGAGUCAUCAUCCUCCAGUAUCAGCUUUCCAUGCAGAAAGCGAUGACUGGACGUUCCACGGUUCUAUUCACCCCAAGCUUAAAUUUUGGGGAAAAAGUGUGGAAAUACAGCCUAAAGGAACUGUGACUGUAGAAUUUCCAAAAUUAAAAGAAGCCUAUACGUGGACUAACGUAAACUGUUGCGUUCACAAUAUUAUUAUGGGCAAAAUGUGGAUGGAGCAAUGUGGAACAAUGGAAAUUGUUAGCCAUUUGUCUGGAUAUAGAGCCAACCUCACUUUUAAACAAGCAGGAGAAAGCUCAAAAAAUCUUCAUCGGGUUGAAGGAUAUAUUGCGAAUAAAUCGAAGCAAAAACUCUUCUAUAUAUACGGAAAGUGGACGGAGUUUAUAAAGUGUUCCAACUAUGCAGCUUACGAGGAAUACAUGAAAGAUAGUUCACACAAAAUUAAAGACCAAAGAAGUAAAAGUCCGAACGAUUCGCCAUCUCACACGUCGAAAAAAAUGCUCCAGAAGUUUAACAGUUUGAAGGUUUCUACUUUUAGAUCGCAAAACUCAACUCAAGAGACUGAAGAAAGUGACGAGCCUGAUGAAUGUCCCAAAAGUGAUACAGGAUUUUUUAUGGAUAUUCCAAAUUCAACUACUAUAUGGAAAGUUAAUCCAAGACCUCCACAAAGUGCUGAUUACUACCAAUUCACAGAAUUCGCUAUGUCACUCAAUGAGUUGGAACAUGACAUGAAAAAUGUUUUAUGUCCAACUGAUUCAAGACUAAGGCCAGAUAUUCGUAAAUUGGAACAAGGUGAUAUCGACGGGGCAGCAAUUGAGAAAACGAGACUAGAAGAAAAACAGAGAGACGCUAACAAGCAUAGGAAAUGCAAAAAUGCCACUCAGUGGACCUCAAGGUGGUUUAAACAAGAAAUAAAUCCAUACACGCAACAAGAAGAUUGGAUUUCUAAUGGGAAUUAUUGGAAACGACAAUAUUUAGAAGACCUCGACAUUUUUUAAAUAUUGUGGGAAACAUCCAAAAGUAUAUUAUUCAUUAAAGUAGAGAGUAAGUCCAGAAAAAAUUAUAUAAAUUCCUGGCCAGGAAGUAUUGUAGAGAAAAACUCAUCGAUCGCACUUGCCUAGAACAUUUCUUCUAAAAAUUAUAUUUAUAAAAAUCCAUAUUUUCUACAGAGUAAACAUUUCUUGUGAUACCAUAUAAACCUAAGAUCUAUUUUGUCUCCAUUAUGAAAUAGUUAAUUUGCUUUCUGGAUUAAAGAUACUAUUUAUUGUUGUGGUCUUAAAAUAAAAAGGAAUCUAAAAAAUCUACUAACGGUCAAUUACGUUGUUGGUAAACUGAUGUUAUUGUAGAAAAAUAAUAAUAUAGAUAAGUUCUAUACAUGUUUCGCGGGACAUGCGUCCAUGUGCCAAACUUGACACAAGAAUUUGGUAAAGUUAACAGUUUCUUAGAGCUUCCGUAUUUUAUAGUGAAUUAGAAUUUUUCAUAAUUUGAUCGAAGCAGUUCUGUUGCAAUUUUUACUUUCGGAAAGAGAAUUAGGAAAAUUAUUAUGACUUCAAAUUGGACAUGGUAUUUCCAAGGGCAAGGAUAUUAGGAAGGAGAAAGUGGUUACAAUUUCCUGUAAAAACCUAUGACAGGUAACCAUUAUAUACAUUCCAAUGUGUUGCUUUUUGACACACCAUGUUCUCACUGAACUAGUUAUGGGUCCGUUGUGACAGUUAACUAAAAUUUCGAAUUUGAUGGUUUGAAAAAGAUAACAUGUCAAAAACGAGGUCAAGAUUAAAAAAACAUUUUUUAUACUAUACAUUGAAUUUCUAUGUUGGUUUAAGGAUAUUGAAUGCGUCUUCGAAGCAUUAUUCAAUUAAUAAUCAAACAUAAGUACCAUCAAGUUGACUACUUUUGCGGUUACAGCGCCGUAGUCGCUGUGUGUAUGAAUCGAAUUCUUUUUUACGGUAAAUUUAUAUCAGGCAAAAUAUAGGGUGACGCAGAGUGAAUUUCUUUUUUCGAACGCGCUCUGUACAUCGAAUUUCAUAUUUGUGUUGUGGUUAGCGCUGGCAAUUUGUGGCGACUGCGUGCGGAUUUUCAGUAAACAUGGAGCAGUGGUCGAACGAGCAAUGCGCGUUUAUGGUCAAUGCGUUUUUUUAAAUCGAACGAUUCCUAUGUCGCGGUACGUGAUGCUCCGUCAAAAAAAUUAUUGAAAUCGUGGGUUCAAAGAUCCAGACAAUGCGGUACAGUGGCAAAUCAGAAGCGUCCCGGCUAUGUACAAUCUCAAUCUCAAUAUUCUCUGGCGUUCUGUUGGACUUCUGUUGGCCGGGACGCUUCUAAUUCGCCACUGUACGACUUUGUCUGAACCUUUGAACCCACGAUUUUAAUAAGUUUUUUGACGGAGCAUCACGUAUAGGUACGCCGAAUAUUGUAACGGUUACGAAAACGUCGCCAUGCCCCGAUAUCGGAAUCGUUCGAUAUAAAAAAAAACGCUACUGAUAAUCCGCAAGCAGUCGCCGCAAACUGCCCCCCACAAAUAUUAAGCUGGACGUACAGGGCGCGUUCGAAAAGGAAAAUUUACUCUGAGUCAACCUGUAUUACCUUCAAGACAAAUACAGUACCCUUAAACGCAAUAUUAUUCUGUUUUAUAGAGCAAUAUUGAACAAUGAAUAGACGUACAUAGUGCUAGACGUAUUUGUAAUAUCAACUUCACUAUAGUACAUAUAUAUCAGGAAAAGGAAUAAUGUGUCCUUUUAAACGAAACAAAUAUCGAUACAAAAAAAAAUUGGAUAGUUUGGGUUUUUCGAGAUUUUGUAGGGACUAGGACUAGAGUAUAAGCAAAUUGAUGUUUCAAAUUGUGAAAGGCUUUCGCCUCUAUAUGGCCCCAAAGCUAACCAACGAAUUUUUUGUGGUAUUGGGCCAAAACUCUUGGCCUUAAUCUUACGCCAACGCGAGCGGGUGUUUCAGAAGUUGUACAAUCGACUGCCGCUAGGUGUAUUGCCUCAUACUCUCCUAUAUUUCCGCAUGCAAAUAUAGGUUGACAUUUGUUGGUGGAUGUUAUGAGGAAUAUCCUUGAAGCUUUUUGAAGCAAGAAGACUUAUUUGAAAGAAGAAUAAAGUUAAUAUGGAUUCUUUUGUGCCUGUCCUGAUCGAAUUUUUCUCUAGGACGUCAUAAAUCGGGUGAUUUUUCAUAUCUUCUGGUUCUUGUAUUGACGAGAGAGAGAGGCAUUCCUUCACGUUUUCUUAGGUAUUAGGUAUUCCUGAGCCGUCGAAAACCACCACCUUACCUGCAUGUUCACAAGUCAGUGGGGACAACUUUUGAAGAUCUUACCACUCGUGUUGACGUAAACGUCAAGGCCAACUGUCAAUCUACAGUGGCAUAAGAACCCUGAAACUUUUCAGUUACAAUUUUUUAUUUUGUCUAUCUUUUAAAGUCGAAUACUACUAUACCAUUCUUUCAUUACUUAUAAAAAAUAAUUGAAAUAUAAGGGGUCUAUGUCUAGAAAUCUAGAAAUAAUUGUGCUUAUAAACAUUAAGAAAUAUACCAAAUAGGUACAUAAUUAGGAGGAUAAACAAAUUCCAUUAGAGCGAGAAUAACCUGAAUGAGACAAUUAUUUUCUGAAGCAUUUCAAAAAUGUUUAUAGCUUGAAACUUUAUAAAUCUGUUAUUAGAACGGAUACAAAAAAAAAUGUGUAUAUGAACUAGAAGUCAAUGUUUGGGAUCACUAGAAAAAAAAUGUGCUGGUUGUCGAAAAAAAAAACUGUUUUGUUGGGAAAUAAAAAGUUUAUUUAAGGAA
Molecule: messenger RNA, 4438 nt
Organism: Ceutorhynchus assimilis (cabbage seed weevil)
Lineage: Eukaryota; Metazoa; Arthropoda; Insecta; Coleoptera; Curculionidae
Source: the annotation of a GenBank genome assembly